Molecule: messenger RNA, 1890 nt
Organism: Gossypium arboreum
Lineage: Eukaryota; Viridiplantae; Streptophyta; Magnoliopsida; Malvales; Malvaceae
Product: magnesium transporter MRS2-11, chloroplastic-like
Exons: 14
Coding region: 196-1533 (445 amino acids)
Biological process (GO): magnesium ion transport
Molecular function (GO): magnesium ion transmembrane transporter activity
Source: RefSeq, a predicted model, not a curated record
AUCUCAAAAUGGAAAAUAAGAGGCUUAGGAAUCUUAAAUCCUAAGCCACAAAUAUUAACGGUAUUUCUUCAUUUUUUUUUUGCUUAAAAAAGAUAACGAAGGGAAAAUUCAGUUAAAAAAUUUAAAAGUUAAAAACAUUGAUUCGUUGUUUCGAAGCAAAAAUCAGAUUCUAUUCUCCUAUGAGAAACCUUUACAAUGGCGUCAACUCCCACUCCUCCUCCUUCCUCUUAUCCAAAUACACUCCAAUUUUCUGUUAAAUCUCCGUCUCCGUUCGUACAUUAUCUUCUCUUCCGCUCUCGAUGGCGAAAUGAUUCUACGAUUUCGGUUCAAAAGAGCGGAGUUCCUCCACUUCCGCCUCUAGUGAGACCGUCUUUUAAGAAGAAGUUCAAGUGCUUCGCUAGAUCAUCGUCAACGGAGGAAGAUCGUUUGAGAGAAUCGGAAACAUUGGCCGGUGAUAAUGAUGGUGAUGAUGAUGGAGGGAGGGAAGAUCCGAAGGUGCAGCAACGGCAGAGUGAUUCCUUCUUGCUUGGAAUUCGUGAACCUGUUUAUGAGGUGGUAGAGGUGAAGUCAAGUGGAGUAUCAUCUAAAAGGAAGAUAAGCCGACGUCAAUUAUUGAAAUCAAGUGGUGUUCGUCCAAGAGAUAUCCGCAGUGUUGAUCCAUCAUUAUUUUUGACAAAAACGGCACCAUCUCUUUUGGUACGUGAGCAUGCCAUUCUACUUAAUCUGGGAUCAUUACGAGCAAUGGCAAUGAAAGACCGUGUUCUUAUAUUCAAUUAUAAUAGUAAAGGAGGAAAAGCUUUUAUUGACACAUUAUUGCCACGACUGAAUAACAUGAAUGGAGCGCAGUGUAUGCCAUUCGAGCUUGAGGUUGUUGAAGCAGCAUUACUUUCAUGGAUACAGCGUUGGGAACGGAAACUAAUGAAUUUAGAACCUCGUGUUCAAGCUCUACUUAAGAUGUUUCCUAACAAAUUAACUGGUGACAUAUUGGAGCAACUUCGAAUUAGCAAGCAGACUUUGGUUGAAUUGGGUUCAAAAGCAGGUGCUCUUAGACAAAUGCUGCUUGAUCUUUUGGAAGAUCAGGAUGAAAUACGUCGAAUAUGUAUUAUGGGAAGGCGUUCUACUCUUAAAAGGGAAAAUGAUGAUGUGGAAAGUUCUUUACCUUCGGGAAAGCUGAUUGCUGAAGAACAAGUGGAAGAGAUUGAGAUGCUUUUGGAAAAUUAUCUUCAAAGAUGUGAAUCUUGCCAUGGUCAGGCAGAAAGGCUUCUUGAUUCUGCAAAAGAAAUGGAAGAUUCUAUGGCAGUCAACCUAAGCUCCCGGAGACUUGAGGUAGGCAGAGUGGAAUUACUUCUUCAGGUUGGAGCAUUUUGUAUAGGAGUUGGUGCUCUAGUUUCAGGUAUAUUCGGCAUGAACUUGAGGUCCUAUCUGGAAGAACGUGUGUUUGCCUUCUGGAUAACCACAGCCGGGAUUAUCUUUGGUGCUACAGUGACAUUUUUUCUCAUGUAUUCAUACCUCAGGAGAAGGAAAAUACUGUGAUUUAGUAUAGGUGAAUUGGAAAGCAAAGCUUGUUGUCCCCAAACAAGUAGGGGCAAGCUUUUAUGAGAUCCUAUAAUGGUGUUACCAAAGUGCACGAAUGAUUGCUAUCACUAUUACUAUUAUUACUAUACUGAUAGGUAAAUAACUGGAUAUAUAUAUAUAUAAUAUAUGUAUAUACACAAGAAAUUUGUUUAGGCAGAUCUCAAAAUAAUUGUGCUUCCAUGUAGCUGCGGAGUGACCGUUCUAUUGGGACCCCCUUUCAACUGCAAUGCGUUUUUAGCAUGCAGACAAUGAUGAGAGAGAGCCGCAGUGCUCAAUUUUGUUCUCCGUGAAAAGGCUGGCAAUUCCACAACUAAA